Molecule: messenger RNA, 614 nt
Organism: Prorocentrum cordatum
Lineage: Eukaryota; Dinophyceae; Prorocentrales; Prorocentraceae
Source: the annotation of a GenBank genome assembly
GCCCCGAGGCGCAGGUGCUGCGGCGGAUGGGUCGGGUCAGUGCUCGGGCGGCUCCGGUGGCAGCGAGGCUAGCCCCUCGUGAUGGGCCAGGGGCAGAUCUUGCCGUGGCGGCCACGCGCUUCUUUGAGGCUGGCCACAGUCGCAAUGCAGUGGUGGACGCGUCAAAGCAGAAGUCGCGCUGCUGGCAAGUGCCCCGCGGAAGUUUCGUGUCCCUCGAGGGCCCUGGGAACUCACAGAACCCCAUGGGGGCACCUCAGGAGGCUCAAAGCUCGACGGCGGAGCGAGUUACACCUCAUCGUACGUACCUACUGUCCGUCCAGAGCCUCCUUCCCCGAUCCUCGAGAGGUGGUCGGCUGACGUCGCCCGAUCGUCUUGGAGCACGCUGGCUCUCCGCUGUACUCGUCCCAGGGCUGCUUCUCGUGGCGGGACCGCGGCCCGCUGGCGGGCGGCACCGUGCUUCUGCUGCGGAGGCCGCGCGCACACGUGCUCUCCCAUUACGUCCACUGCAAGGUCUCUGGCGACCACUCGUACGGCUGGAGCGCCCUGCCGCAGAGCUUCGGGGAGUGGGUGCGCGCCUGGCAGAGCCUGCGGCUGAGGGCUCAGGGCGCGGGUGA